Messenger RNA from Bombus huntii, 2488 nucleotides. RefSeq names its product splicing factor 3A subunit 1 (gene Sf3a1). The transcript has 11 exons. Gene Ontology annotation, biological process: regulation of alternative mRNA splicing, via spliceosome; mRNA cis splicing, via spliceosome. The record is from RefSeq and is a predicted model, not a curated record. Lineage: Eukaryota; Metazoa; Arthropoda; Insecta; Hymenoptera; Apidae. Gene Ontology annotation, molecular function: protein binding; RNA binding. Gene Ontology annotation, cellular component: U2-type prespliceosome; U2 snRNP; catalytic step 2 spliceosome. Bases 153 to 2453 code for a protein of 766 amino acids.
UCCUGUAUUAAUGGAAAUGCAGCUUUAAUUUAUUCAAUAAAGUGCAAUGCAUUUACGUUGGCAGCACUGUGUUACGUUCUAGGAGUGUGUACAUAAAUGACACGAAGCAUUAAAUUUUCUAAAAUUAAGUGAACAAAAAUAUAUUACGCAGCAUGCCUGCACAGGAAGUUGCUGUUAUACAACCACCAGCAACCGAGAAUGAAGAAAAUACGGCACCUUCAUCUCAACCGAUCGUGGGUAUUAUUUACCCUCCACCGGAAGUUAGAAAUAUUGUUGAUAAAACCGCUAGUUUCGUGGCCAGAAAUGGACCAGAAUUUGAAUCAAGAAUCAGACAAAACGAAUUGGGAAAUCCAAAGUUUAAUUUCUUAAAUUUUGGUGAUCCUUACCAUGCGUAUUAUCAGCAUAAAGUAAAGGAAUUUAAGGAAGGAAAAGGUCAAGAACCUACUAUAGGGACAGGGCCUGGAAAAACAGUUAAUCUUGCUGCUCAUCAAAAGCAGCAAGAAAUUUUGAAACAAGUUGAACAACCAUUUAUUCCACGAGAUACUCCUGCAGAAUUUGAAUUUAUUGCUGAUCCACCUUCUAUUUCAGCUUUAGAUCUGGAUAUUGUAAAAUUAACAGCACAAUUUGUAGCCCGUAAUGGUCGUCAAUUUUUGACUAAUUUGAUGAAUAGAGAACAAAGAAACUUCCAGUUUGAUUUUCUACGUCCACAACAUUCUUUGUUUCAGUAUUUUACAAAACUCUUGGAACAAUAUACUAAGGUAUUAAUUCCACCUAAAGAUUUAUUACCACGACUACGUGAUGAAGCCUUUAAUAUGGAUAAAAUUUUAGAGCAAGUUAAAUAUCGUGCUGAGUGGUUAAAGUAUCAAGAAGCUCAAAGACGCAAAGAAGAGGAGGAAUUGGAACGUGAAAGGGUUGCAUAUGCACAAAUUGAUUGGCAUGAUUUUGUUGUAGUCGAAACUGUUGAUUACCAACAAUUUGAAGUUGGUAAUUUCCCAGCACCAACAACGCCAGAUGAAGUUGGUGCUCGAGUACUUAUGCAGGAAAGAAUAGAGGAAGGUGAAGAUGUAGAAAUGCAAAUUGAUAGUGAAGGAGAGGAUGAAAUGCAAAGUCGUACAGAAGGAGAAAAAGAUCGCGCGAAAGACAACAAUCAAGUACAAGAUAUGGAAGAGGAUUCGAGUGAUGAAGAUGAUGUAUCACCUCCGGGUGAUACUCAUAAAUCGAAAGAACCAAAACCACGCGAUAGUAAUAAUAUGCAACCUCCGCCUUUGCCACCAACUCCAGGAAAUGUUGUAGUAAAGAAAGGAUAUGAUCCUAAACAACAUUCAAUUAAAACUGCACGUCCUGCUGCUCCUGAUGAAUACUUGAUAUCUCCAAUCACUGGAGAACGUAUACCCGCAAGUAAAGUCCAGGAGCAUAUGCGAAUUGGAUUAUUGGAUCCGCGUUGGGUUGAACAAAGAGACAAGCAUCUUGACAAGUUGGCUCAGGAGACAGUAUUUGCACCUGGUACAGCUAUUGAAGCCAGCUUGAAACAACUUGCUGAGAGACGAACCGAUAUUUUCGGUGUCGGUGAUGAAGAAACUGCAAUCGGUAAAAAGAUUGGAGAAGAAGAUAAAAAGAAAGAUGACAAAGUCACAUGGGAUGGACACACAUCAAGUGUUGAAGCAGCGACGAGGGCUGCUAGAGCAAAUAUUACUUUGGAAGAACAAAUUCAUCAGAUUCAUAAAGUUAAAGGACUUCUUCCGGACGAAGAGAAAGAAAAGAUUGGUCCGAAACCUGCUAAUCGUGCAGCUGAACUGUCACAUAUGGCAGCAGCUGCUUCGAAACCUCAAGCUACAUUAAAGGCACCACCUAAACCACCAGCUCCAAAGCCAGUACCGGUACCAACGCAACCACCACCACCUCCUACUAUGAGCAUGCCUACUAUGGGUAUUCCUCAGCCAAUGAUGCCGCAAGCACCGAUGAUGAUGAUGGCCCCUAUGCCUCCGAUUCGACCACCACCGCUUAUGACGCCAGCAAUGUCGCCAUUUAUGCCGACACCACCGCCGAUGCAGCCACCAAUGGCAUCUGCUAUUGGAUUAAAACAUACUGCUGAACCUAUGGAGGAGGAACCUCAAACUAAGAAACUUAGAACGGAAGAUUCAUUGAUACCAGAACAACAAUUCUUAGCUAGAAAUAAGGGGCCUGUACAACUAAAUAUUGCUGUACCAAUGAUGACAGAAAAAGCAGAAUGGAAGUUAAAUGGUCAAACAUUGAAUAUUACUUUGCAAUUAAGUGAUACCGUGGCGACAAUGAAAGCUCUUAUUCACGAGCAAACUGGCAUGCCACCUGGCAAGCAGAAGUUACAGUACGAGGGAAUGUUUUUCAAAGAUAGUAAUACUCUUGCAUAUUACAAUUUGACAUCUGGUAAUGUAAUUAACCUUUUACCAAAGGAAAGAGGUGGCAGGAAAAAAUAAAAAGAGAAAUAUAUAACUAUACCUUGAAACUUUCA